This is a messenger RNA of Gracilinanus agilis (Agile Gracile Mouse Opossum), 3794 nucleotides long. It is a transcript of the gene MAP3K15, whose product is annotated as mitogen-activated protein kinase kinase kinase 15. The record is from RefSeq and is a predicted model, not a curated record. Gene Ontology annotation, biological process: protein phosphorylation; MAPK cascade; cellular response to stress. Bases 1 to 3276 code for a protein of 1091 amino acids. The transcript is spliced from 24 exons. Gene Ontology annotation, molecular function: MAP kinase kinase kinase activity; ATP binding. Lineage: Eukaryota; Metazoa; Chordata; Mammalia; Didelphimorphia; Didelphidae.
AUGGAAAGCAGCGGCGUGGGCUCUGGCGUUUCUCCUGUUGGGGUGCCUGUGGCCGCAGCGGAACAGCCCCAACAAAAUCAGCAGCUACAGCCCCAGCAGCCCCAGCAACCACAUUCCGGGGGAGAUGCCGUGGAGCUCGUGGGAAACGGACUGGACGGGGCAGGGGUGGCCCCCGAAGGCGGGGAGGGCAGUGGUGGGUGCCAAUCAGGGGGUCGCCAGCGCUCCCUGCGGGCGGUAUAUGUGCUGAAUGAUAGCCCCAAGAGUGGGGCAGGGGGCAGCCCUGAGGCCGGGGCGCUGCAAUGCCUCCAGCGUGCUUGUGAGGCAGAAGGGGCCCACCUCGCCACUGUCAAUUUCGGGGAGUUGGACUUCGGGGAGACUGCAGUGCUGGACACCUUCUACGAUGCAGAUGUUGCUGUGGUAGAUAUGAGUGACAUUUCCAGACAGCCAUCCCUCUUCUAUCAUCUUGGUGUACGAGAAAGCUUCGACAUGGCCAAUAAUGUUAUACUUUACCAUGAUAUUGAUGCAGAUACUGCUCUCUCACUUAAGGAUAUGGUCACUCAAAAAAACACAGCAUCUAGUGGGAAUUAUUAUUUCAUCCCUUACAUUGUAACACCUUCUGCUGAUUAUUUUUGCUGUGAAAGUGAUGCCCAGCGGAGAGCCUCAGAGUACAUGCAGCCCAAUUGGGACAACCUCCUUGGCCCACUGUGUGUUCCUCUGAUGGACAGAUUUAUCAGUCUUCUCAAGGACAUCCAUGUUACCUCAUGUGCUUAUUACAAGGAAACCUUGUUAAAUGACAUUCGGAAAGCCAGAGAAAAAUAUCAAGGUGAUGAAUUGGCAAAGGAACUGGCCAGAAUUAAACUCCGUAUGGAUAAUACUGAAGUCCUGACAUCAGACAUUGUCAUUAACCUGCUAUUAUCAUAUCGUGAUAUCCAGGACUAUGAUGCUAUGGUAAAAUUGGUAGAAACACUGGAGAUGCUACCCACGUGUGAUCUGGCUGAUCAGCAUAAUAUCAAGUUCCACUAUGCCUUUGCACUAAACAGGAGGAAUCAUGCUGGUGACCGAGGAAAGGCACUCCAAGUGAUGCUUCAGGUUCUACAAACAUGUGAUCAUCCUGCUCCAGACAUGUUCUGCCUGUGUGGGAGAAUCUAUAAGGACAUAUUUCUUGAUUCAGACUGCAAGGAUGUGGAAAGCAGGGACUGUGCCAUUGAAUGGUACCGAAAAGGAUUUGAGCUCCAGUCAUCUCUUUACUCUGGAAUUAAUCUGGCUGUUUUGCUGAUAGUUGCUGGACAACAAUUUGAAACUUCUAUGGAACUGAGGAAAAUAGGUGUCCGGCUGAACAGUUUGCUGGGAAGAAAAGGAAGCUUGGAAAAAAUGAACAAUUACUGGGAUGUUGGUCAGUUCUUCAAUGUGAGCAUGUUGGCCAAUGACAUAGGGAAAGCAGUGCAAGCAGCAGAGAGGCUAUUUAAACUCAAACCUCCUAUUUGGUAUCUGCGAUCAUUAGUUCAGAACCUGCAACUAAUUCAGCGCUUUAAGAAGCUCACCAUUGAGCACUCUCAUAGACAGGAGCUGCUUAAUUUCUGGCUGGAUAUAAUUUUUGAGGCAACGAAGGAAGUCACAAAUGGACUGAGAUUUCCAGUUCUAGUGAUUGAGCCAACCAAAGUCUACCAGCCUUCUUAUGUUUCCAUAAACAAAGAGGCAGAGGAGAGAACUGUUUCUUUAUGGCAUGUCUCCCCCACAGAAGUGAAACAAAUUCAUGAAUGGAAUUUUACAGCCUCCUCCAUUAGGGGAAUAAGCAUAUCCAAGUUUGAUGAACGGUGCUGUUUUCUUUAUGUCCAUGAUAACUCUGAUGACUUUCAAAUUUACUUUUCUACUGAAGAUCAAUGCAGUAGGUUUUGCUCUUUAGUCAAAGAGAUAAUAACUGAUGUGGCGGGCUGUACAGUGGAAUUAGAAGGAGAGAUCGAUGGGGAUACAUUAGAGUAUGAAUAUGAUUAUGAUGAGAAUGGUGAAAAAGUGGUCCUAGGAAAAGGCACAUAUGGAAUUGUAUAUGCUGGGAGAGAUCUUAGCAACCAAGUUCGAAUAGCCAUCAAAGAGAUACCUGAGAGAGAUAGCAGGCAGGUCUCUGAGUAUUUACUGGCUGCAGAAAAAGUGUUCAUCUGCAUUGGAAGCCUUUCUGCCCUUCUGAGAUCAAAAUGGGGUCCAAUGAAAGAACCUACAAUAAAAUUUUAUACCAAGCAGAUACUGGAGGGUCUUAAAUAUCUCCAUGAAAAUCAGAUUGUACAUAGAGAUAUAAAGGGUGAUAAUGUUUUAGUAAACACUUAUAGUGGAGUGGUGAAGAUUUCUGACUUUGGGACUUCCAAACGACUGGCAGGAGUGAAUCCAUGCACUGAGACUUUCACAGGCACUCUACAGUAUAUGGCUCCUGAGAUCAUUGAUAAGGGCCCUCGAGGAUAUGGUGCCCCAGCUGACAUCUGGUCCCUGGGCUGCACCAUCAUUGAAAUGGCAACAGGCAAACCUCCAUUUCAUGAGCUUGGGGAACCUCAAGCAGCUAUGUUUAAACCUACAGUUCUAUCCACUAUAUCCUUCUACCGUUUUAGCAGAAACAGUCUCUUGCCUCAUUCCCAUAUCCUGCUGAGCUUCAUGUGGUCUGUUCUUUCCCCCUUGGUCUGUCCAGAGCUUCGAGCCCACUUUGAGCCAGCCUCUGAAAUGGAGGGAGUAGAUAAGGAUGGGGAUGAAGUAGAAGAGGAUUACCAGCCAGGAGAUCCCAGUGGAAAUGAAGAGCCCAUUGCCUCUUCUGGAGUGAGCAGGGCAGGCUCUGUACUAACCCUGGAAUCUCAACAGCAUCACAGACUGAACCUUCAGUUGAACAAGCUCAGACAAGAAACUAACAGGCUUCUGGAACACUUGGUUCAAAAAGAGAGGGAAUACCAGAAUUUCCUAAGGCAGGCUCUUGAACAGAAAACUCAAGAAUUGUAUCUUCUACAGUUGCGGUCCAAAUCUGCUGAUAAUCUGGUUAAUCCAGCACGACCUGUUGAAUCACAGGUACAAAGCAUAGACAAAGAGCUCACAGACUGGUUGAAACUACAAGGAGCUGAUGCUAAUGCAAUGGAAAAGAUUGUUGAAGAGGGUUACACUCUUCAUGACAUUCUUAAUGAUGUCACUAAAGAAGACCUACGAUAUCUUGGGCUUCGUGGUGGUCUUCUCUGCAGAAUCUGGAACACAGUCUCAAAACACAGACAACAAGCUUGUGAACCUUCACAAAUCAAACAUCAGACUUAAUUACAGUUUCCAAAAAAACACUAAAAAACAAAAAACUGGGAAUGAAUGAGUUAAACAUUCCACAUCUUUGUUGUUAAACUUUCUGUAUAUAUGUAUAUAUAACUUUUCCCUUUUUUUUUGCAAAAUAUUGUUCAAUUAAUUUAGGAAUUUAAUUCUAAAGAUACAUAUUUUGCAAAAAUGGAUGUCAUUUAGAAUAAAUGUAAUGAUGCAUUUAUGUAAACUGAAAUAUGUAGACACAACACACACAGUGUCAUAUCCAGCUAAAGAUAGAUCCUGGUUUAGAUACACCAGUAAAUCCUGAAUUUUUUUUUAAAUAAUAAUUUUAACUUACUAAUUGAAAUGUAUACAUUUAUGUUCUAUAGCACUUGCUCAGAGAGUAUUAUAAGAAAAAAUAGUAUUAUAAUAAAAUAACCAUUGCUAGUACUGCAUUUUUACAAAGAUGGGCUAUUAGUAUAAAAUUAACAAUCAGCAAAGGAAUAUUUCCUAUUGUUCUUAAAAAAACUGAAAUUUUAAAUGUA